CCAGGAAAAAAACGUACAAGCAUCACAUUGGUUUUGUUAUCUCAGUAGGUACAGUAAAUUAACGUACCUUGGCUUACACUUCAUAUCGCGCAUAAGUUGUUAAAUCUCGCGCGUGACAUUGCUGUAUGCAAAUCUCUCAAGUGUGUCACGUCCUGUGUUGAAUUGUGUCACAUGGGGGAAAAUGUUAUAGGGAGCAAAGAAAAACCUCAACCGUCAUGUUUAGAUGGCUUCAGACAAGCAAAAGAGCAGCACUUCCAGUCGGUAUAGAUGUUUAAGCCCCGUUGGUCCAUUGUGAACAUUAAUUAGGGAAAUAUUUGCCUCCAAAUCCUGGUUUGAGUGUUUCCGUCGUACUUUCCUGUGACUGAGAGGAGCGCACUUCAACAGGCAGCCCCUGCUAAUCGAGCGCCUAUCGGGCAGCAGAGGAGCUACAAGAUGGCGCAAGCAAUAUUUGAAGUGCUUGAAGGCAUGGACAACCAGACAGUGUUGGCGGUCCAAUCUCUGCUGGAUGGCCAAGGUGGAGUUCCUGACCCAAACAACCAGAACGUCUCUGGGACGUCCACUAUCCAGUCUAUGGACGACGAGGACGUGUUCCUGUGUGGGAAGUGCAAGAAACAGUUCAAUUCUCUACCAGCCUUCAUGACGCACAAGAGGGAGCAGUGCCAGUCUAGCGUCCCCUCCCUGUCCACAGUGUCCUUGGCCUCCACCAAUGCCUACACACCGGUCCCCUCAAUCAGCUCGGGACCACAGACUCCUGCCAACAGACAGGUAUCCACCUACAUCGCAGUCCCUCCCUCCCCUCUGACACACACUCUGGUCCAAGGCAACGUGCUGGUUAGCGACGACGUUCUCAUGUCGGCUAUCUCAGCCUUCACCUCCAUCGACCAGCCUAUGGCUGCCAUGCAGACACCUAUACAGAGUAACCUGAGCAUGCACACAGCUGGUGUAUCUUACCUGCAGCACCAUCACCACCACCACCACCAUCAUCAUCAUCAUCACCAGCAACAGCUACAGCAACAACAGCAACAGCAACAGCAACAGCAACAGCAACAGCAACAGCAACAGCAACAGCAGCAGCAGCAGCAGCAACAGCAACAGCAGCAACAGCAGCAGCAGCAGCAGCAGCAGCAGCAGUCCUCCAACGUCCUGCCAUCCGGCCAGACACCGGCCCACCCCCUGCCGGCCGGACAGCCCGCCCAGCAGCCGCUCUCCUUACAGGUUCCAGUGAGCCACAGCAACUCAGUGGUCCAGGUGUACAGCACACUGCCCCAUAUGGCUGGAGGUGGUGGUGGUGCAGAGAUCCACACCUUGGGUCUGCAGCCUUUCCAUCCUGUACAAGUGCCCAGUCAGUGUGUGGAGAGCCAGCCAUUCACCACCCCUCCUGUCUACAGCCCCGGGAAGCAGGGCACUAAAACAAAGACCUGCAGCAUCAUCACCAACCUGACAGAGCUGGGCGACUUUGAAAAGGUCAUCAUCCCCAAACGAUCAAGGAGUAGCAAAAAAAACUCUGAUGGAGCCAUAGCAGAGCAGCUGAAAGGAAAAGUUCCAAAGCUGAAGUGUAAUUUCUGUGACAAAAUCUUCUCGAAAAACUUUGAUCUUCAGCAGCACAUUAGAAGUCACACAGGAGAGAAACCCUUUCAGUGCAUCGUCUGUGGCCGAGCUUUCGCCCAAAAGUCCAACGUGAAGAAACACAUGCAGACACACAAGGUGUGGCCCAUGGGUGUGGCCAGCACAGUGUCCAGACUACCAAUCACAGUAAAGGUGGUACCAGUGUCGCCCAAUGAGGAGGAGGGGGGGGGCGGGGAGCAGCAGCCGCUGCAAGGUGAACAAGAGGAGGAGGAAGAGGGGUCACAGCAGCAGAACUGUCAAACACAAAUAGAAGAAGAGGUAGUUCAAACAGAAGCUCCAGGGGAGUUGGAGGAGAGCGCGGCCGAGACUCGGGCUGAUCCGGAGGGCGGCGGAGGGGAAGCCACGCAGAACGGGCAGAACGGGCAGAACGGGCAGAACGGGCAGAACGGGCAGAACGGGCAGAACGGGCAGAACGGGCAGAAUGGGCAUCCUCAGGUUCAGAUGCAGGCGCAGCCCAACCAGGACCAACAGUGCCAAGCUCAGACUAAACAGAUAGUUGUAAUAGACAGCUCCUACCAGUGCCAGUUCUGCGCCAGCAAGUUUAAGACCUACUUCCAGCUCAAGUCUCACCUGACGCAGCACAAAGGGGAGCAGGUUUAUAAGUGUGUAUUGAAGUCCUGCUCCCAGACCUUCCAGAAGUUGGAUCAGUUCCUGGAGCACAUCAGGACGCACCAGGAGCAGCUGACCUACCGCUGCCACCUCUGCAGCAAGGUGUUCCCCUCCCUGUUUGAACUGGGAGUCCACCAAUACUCCCACUGCUUCUGCCCACAACAGAGCACACGCAAGGAAACCUCCAUCUACAGGUGUGUGAAGUGUCAAAGCAGAUAUUCUACCCAGGAGGCACUGGAGCAACACCUACUGACUGCCUCGCACAACUUUCCCUGCCCACACUGUCAAAAGGUUUUCCCGUGUGAAAGGUACUUCAGACGCCACCUCCCCACUCAUGGCAUUGGAGGGAGGUUCAAGUGUCAGAUCUGCAAGAAAGCCUUCAAGACAGAGCACUACCUCAAACUGCACACACGUAUUCACUCAGGUGAAAAGCCAUACAAAUGCUCCCUCUGUGAGGCGACGUUCAACAGGAAGGACAAAGUGAAGCGACACAUGCUCAUACAUGAACCCUUCAAGAAAUACAAGUGUCCCUUUAGGACACACGUAGGCUGCACCAAAGAAUUCAACAGACCAGACAAACUCAAAGCCCACAUUCUCUCACAUUCUGGUAUCAAACCCUACAAGUGUCUUUUUUGUCAGAAGGCGUUCAGCCGCAGGGCUCACAUGCUCGAGCAUCAGCAGUCCCACACAGAUAACUACCGCUUCAGAUGCUCCACCUGCAACAAGGGAUUCACCAGACAGAGCUAUUACAGAGAUCACAAAUGUCCUGCGGCAGGAAACGGGACAGGAAGUGAAGGAGGGACUGGAGAGGCGGAGGAAGACGAGGUCUUGGCGAUGCCUAAUGCAGAGGAGGAGGACGGAGAGGAUGAAGGGAGAAGAAGCAGGUUCUUGAGAAAAGACAAAAGGCCGGGGGGAGAUGACGGAGAGAAGGACGACAGCUCAAAGGGCGGCCAAGAGCAGGUGGAAACACACAGGGAGGAGGAGGAAGAGGAGGAGGAGGAGGACGAGGAGGAGGAAGAAGAGGAGGAGGAGGAGGAGGAGGAGGAGGAGGAAGAGGAAGAGGAAGAGGGGAGGACUGACGAGGGUUGUCAGGCUGCAAUGACUAUCACCACCAUUGAAGGGCAAGAGGACAGAGAAGAGGAUGACGGGAUGGAACACGGCGGCGUGGUUCUGGAGCAGAUUCAGACCAACGACCAAAACUGUUUGCAGCAGCCAUGUUUGUAGUUUUAAGCAUUAUCUUAGUUGUAAGAUUUCCUGGACGUGGACCAAACAAAUGAAGCUAUCCAUUAUUUUUAAAAAAGUCUGGGAAAUGAUUUCAUUAUUUGUUUUAAAUUAAAACGUUAUUUAAAUGAUACACACUGCUUUAUUGUAAAGUAAGUAGGCCUACAGUAUGUUACUCGGUAGAUCUAUAUUGCCAAAAUAACCAGUGGGCCAUUUCCAUGCACUUAUGUACAAAUUUUGUGAAAGUUAAGCCAUAGUGGUUCAUUUAAAAUGUCAUAAUGUCAAAAUGUGAUGUCAGCAUUUUCCCUCAUUUUUUUUGUAGCAAAAACUACAUUAUUUUCAGUUUACCCAUGUCUCAAAGUAUAUUUGUGGCCAUAUAAAUGUUCUUGCAUUUUGAGUAAAAUUCAACCCUCCGAUACUCUUUCACUGUUAUGUACGAUCAGUUUGACAUUCCGUUUGUGGUAUUCAUUGGUGUACCCACUUUCAAUGAUCUUUCCUUGUUUACUUCUACUUCAGUUGGUGAUUUCUUAGAUUUCUGAGACUCGUGGGAGCACAACGGAAAGGAUUAUAUCCAAAUGUAGAUCUAGUAAUGUUCACAGACAUUAACAGGUUUAAAGUGGUGCGGGCUGCCCAAUAAAAAUCUGUAAAAGAGGCUCAUGCAGACGUCACCAGACCAAUUCCAGCUGCUGGAAUUACCCACAUUUUGUAAUAAUAAUGAAAACAUGGUGAAAAAACGAAA
Messenger RNA from Sebastes umbrosus (honeycomb rockfish), 4195 nucleotides. It is a transcript of the gene znf341, whose product is annotated as zinc finger protein 341. The record is from RefSeq and is a predicted model, not a curated record. Lineage: Eukaryota; Metazoa; Chordata; Actinopteri; Perciformes; Sebastidae.